Cadophora gregata is the source of this 3096-nucleotide messenger RNA. RefSeq lists its product as uncharacterized. The transcript is spliced from 2 exons. The record is from RefSeq and is a predicted model, not a curated record. Bases 1 to 3096 code for a protein of 1031 amino acids. Gene Ontology annotation, molecular function: DNA binding; DNA-binding transcription factor activity, RNA polymerase II-specific; zinc ion binding. Gene Ontology annotation, biological process: DNA-templated transcription; regulation of DNA-templated transcription. NCBI's taxonomy places the organism in Eukaryota, Fungi, Ascomycota, Leotiomycetes, Helotiales, Ploettnerulaceae. Gene Ontology annotation, cellular component: nucleus.
AUGUCCUCAACACAGCCUUUGCAAGGUUCGGAUUCUUUGGACCUGGAGCAAUUUAUGAUGGAGAAUUGUCACCAGGCGCACAAUGGCUCACUAGCUACCCCGCCACAAGGAGAUGUAAUUGGCAAUCCUCAAUUCGCGGACUUUUCGUUUGCUUACCACGGCUCCUCGGAGAAUGGGCUGCCAGGAGAUCUGACGCUGGACAACACUGAUCCUUUUGCCCUCUCUGGGCCCGAUUCUACCUCGGGGCAAAGGUUUUCGACGACAUCCAUCCACUGUGACCACCAGGGUUCUGUUUCUUCUCUCCCUGAGGAUUUGCGAGGAUCCAUAACAUCUAUGCCGGCAGCACUUCGCACUACUUUGAGCAACGGUGCUCUUGGACGGGCGGGCAACGCCAGUAUCAGCGAUGCUUCGGAUGAAGCGAGCCCCGGGAGCAAUCGAGCCGGAGUUUUAUUGGAUGGCACAUUCAAUGAGGAGUUUGGGCUCGGCAGCGCGGCCAUGGAUGGGAGUGAUUUGGGAAGUAGGUCCAAGGAGGACAAAAAUGACCCAAAUCCACCAUGGAGUGAGUUGAAGACGAAGGCAGGUAAAGAGCGGAAACGGCUGCCUUUGGCGUGUAUAGCAUGCCGUCGAAAGAAGAUACGUUGCUCAGGAGAGAAACCGGCGUGCAAGCAUUGCCUCCGGUCCCGUAUACCCUGCGUUUACAAGGUCACUACUCGAAAAGCUGCGCCACGGACGGAUUACAUGGCAAUGCUUGACAAGAGGCUGAAGAGGAUGGAAGACAGAAUUAUCAAAAUUAUACCAAAAGAAGAACAAGACGGUACGGCUGCAGCUGUGACCCGGGCUGUUGUUAAGCCAGGCAUCCCGGGCGCGACUCCAGCCAAGAAUCCGAACAGCAAAAAGCGACUUGCUGAUGAGGCUUUUGCACAAGAGUUGGACCAUUGGUCUAAAUCAGUCCCGAACUCAAAUACAGAUGGCGUCGGAUCGAAACCAAUGCCAUUGAUGAUUCAGGAAGCCGAGGAGAAUCGGCUACUAACUGAAGGCGCCGAAGCCUUGCCUUCAAAAGAGCUACAGGAACACCUCUCCGAAAUCUUCUUCGAAAACGUUAACGGGCAGACAUAUCACUUACUGCACAAGCCAAGCUUCAUGAGAAAGCUACGGGCGGGUACAGUACCGCCUGUUUUGAUUCUGGCCGUUUGUGCCAUUUCCGCCCGCUUCUCAACACAUCCAAAGCUCGCGACAUACCCUGCUUUCCUAAGGGGUGAAGAAUGGGCUGCCCCGGCUCGCAGCAUAGUUGUGAGACGGUACGAGUGGCCCAAUAUCACUAUCUUGACAUGUCUUUUGAUUUUGGGUCUCCAUGAAUUCGGAACAUGUCAAGGCGGAAGAAGUUGGUCUCUUGGAGGUCAAGCGAUCCGCAUGGCCUACGCAUUGCAAUUGCACCUUGAUCUUGACUACGAUCCACACAAGCUGGGCGGUACGGCGGAGCUGAGCUUCAUCGAUCGCGAAAUAAGGCGGCGAACCAUGUGGUCCUGCUUUCUCAUGGAUCGCUUCAAUUCUUCCGGGACGGAUCGGCCUAUAUUUAUCAAAGAAUCAUCGAUCAAAGUCCAACUCCCUAUCAAAGAAAAGUAUUUUCAGCUUGACAUGCCAGGACCAACCCAGAAUCUUCAAGGUGACGUGCCGCAUCCAAUAUCAGCUGGCGAAGGUCAGCUCUCCGAUGCAGAGGAGAACAUGGGCGUUGCAGCGUACAUGAUCAGGUCUAUUGCCUUAUGGGGUCACAUUGUCAAUUACCUCAAUCUGGGUGGGAAAGACCAAGACCCACAUCCCAUGUGGCAUCCAGAUUCCAACUACUCUCGCCUCGUGAAGCAGACAGAAGCAUUUGAAUCGACACUUCCAGAGUCCCUGAAAUAUACCCCCGAGAGCCUCCAUACGCAUGAGACAGAGGCCCUAGCUAACCAAUUUCUUUUCCUUCAUAUAUCAGUACAGCAAAACAUUCUGUUCAUGAAUCGGUUUGCUGUCCCUGUUCAGCCUGGAGGUCGGCCCCCACCAGAUGUUCCGAAAGAUUUUGUUGCAAAGGCUGGCACGAAAGCUUUUGAAGCAGCCAACAGAAUCACCAGGCUAUUACAGGAUGGGGAAUUUCACUUUAUUACGGCGCCGUUUACUGGUUAUUGCGCGUUCCUUUCGAGUACUGUGCACGUAUUUGGAUCAUUUUCAAACAAUCCUGCCAUGGAGGCUGCGUCGAAGAAAAGCCUUGCCAUUAAUAUUCGAUAUUUGACAAAGAUGAAGAAAUACUGGGGUAUGUUCCAUUGGAUGGCCGAGAAUCUCAAGCAGCAGUAUAGAGUCUGUGCCGACGCCCGAAGUCAAGGCCCAUCUGCAAACACCUCGUCCCAGUCACCAAGCAUUUUCCAGUACGGAGACUGGUUCGAUCGUUAUCCUCAUGGCGUAUCACAAUCAGACUUCGAGGAUCCUGCAAGCGGGAUAAAGAAGGAGAAGGGAGGUGAUGCUGUUUUAGGAGAGAAGUCGGGCCUGCACACCGUGGAACAGUUCUUCGAUACCCUCGAGUCUCCCAAGGCUCCACAGGAUCGUGAAGCUUUCAGGCACUCGAAACGUAAGAUCAGGAAGAGCCAGGCUGGUCGACAGGACCAAGUCCCAACCGUCAAUACCGAUAUCUCUGGCUUGGGACCGGGCAAUAUGCAGAUGCAGCAGAAUACACGCCAAGUACCUCCGAUCUAUCAUCAGAUGAGCCCAACGACGCCUGUAAAUAUGUACAAUUCGCAGCAAAGCUACUAUGGGCACGAAGUCAUGCUGCCACCACACCAGCAAGGGAUUCUACCACAACUUGAUCGUCAGCUUGUUUUCGGUGCCUAUGCCAAUAUGGAUCCUGCAUCUCAGGGCAUGCUUGAUAGCCAAGGCUGGGAAAUGCAAAUGGGUGGCGGGAUAUCAGGUUUCACAACGGAGCCAACAAGUGCUUGGUUUAUGCCAUUCAAUAUGGAACCCCCAGAUCUCGGGCAUGAGCAGGAUGUUUUCAACACCAUAGGAGGCGCUUACGGUAUGGGUGGAAUGAUUGAUCAUGAUGGAAAUAUGGGGGGUCACAGCGGUGGCUAG